Gadus macrocephalus (Pacific cod) is the source of this 735-nucleotide messenger RNA. Its product is annotated as putative nuclease HARBI1. The transcript is spliced from 3 exons. The record is from RefSeq and is a predicted model, not a curated record. The coding region runs from base 1 to 735 and encodes 244 amino acids. NCBI's taxonomy places the organism in Eukaryota, Metazoa, Chordata, Actinopteri, Gadiformes, Gadidae.
AUGUCCUGUCAUCCACCUCCUGAAGACCUGGUGGCAGUGACCAAUGGGUUUGCAGGGCUGGCAAGACACCGCGCUUUUGGGAAAGCAGCGGGAGCAAUCGACGGCUGCCAUGUCCGUAUCAAGCCACCGAGCGGCCCUGAUGGUCACUGCUACAGGAACAGGAAACUGUUUUCCUCCAUAAUUCUGCAGGCUGUUUGUGACCAUCAGGGCCGCUUCCUUGAUACGUACGUGGGCUGGCCUGGAUCAGUCCAUGACUCCAGAGUCCUCCGCCACAGCCCACUGUAUAGGUCACUCUACCCUCCUCCAGGGCACUUCAUCCUUGCAGACGGCGGGUACCCUUGCCUCCAACACCCACUACCCCUCAUCACUCCCUACAAGAGGCCAGUGCGAGGUGUGGGAGCCCAGCGCUUCAACUGGCAUCAUUCCAGGGCACGCUCCAUUAUAGAGCGUGCUUUUGGAAUGAUGAAGACCAGGUUCAGGGCCAUCUUCCUGCAAGCGCUGGAGGUGCACCACACCUUCGUACCUCACGUCAUAACAGCAUGUGCCAUCCUCCACAACAUCUGCCUUGGGGCCGAUGACAUCAUGGCCCCAGAGGAGGAGGAUGAGCCUGAGGACGAUGUAGAGGAGGAUGAGGGGGGCGAUGGUUUGGAGGCAGCCAGUGGUGCUUCCUGGCGGGACCAGCUGUCCUGGAGGAGGCCCCCCCUGACCACUAAUAUAUACAGGCAAGUAAUAUAA